This is a messenger RNA of Meriones unguiculatus (Mongolian gerbil), 7938 nucleotides long. RefSeq names its product zinc finger BED-type containing 3 (gene Zbed3). Bases 500 to 1192 code for a protein of 230 amino acids. The transcript has 2 exons. NCBI's taxonomy places the organism in Eukaryota, Metazoa, Chordata, Mammalia, Rodentia, Muridae. The record is from RefSeq and is a predicted model, not a curated record. Gene Ontology annotation, biological process: regulation of transcription by RNA polymerase II. Gene Ontology annotation, molecular function: transcription cis-regulatory region binding.
UUCGCAGCUGGCGCGCGGAAUAGAAACAGCGUGUAAACCAGGCCGCCGCUGACAGAGCACAGGCAGGACAAAAGCGGUAGCCCGUGAUGGCAUUUGGGGACACCUUUUCCUCCCUAGACCUUGAUGGCAGAAACUUCUGAAUUGCGUCCCCUCAGGCCGUAGGCUGGAGCCGGGCGCCCCGCUUAGGCCCUGGACCAGCUGCCUUGGAAGGUUAACGCGAACGUUUCCAGCAUCCCUGCGUUCCUGCGCCACUUAAACACUCCCGCGGGCCUCGACCCUCCACCCUCGGCUUCACCCGCUGCUCUAACCCCUCUCCGACCGGAAGGUCUAGCGGGCCUCCCCGGCGUCCAGGCCACGCGUCACCGCCCCCCGGGCGCCCCAGACGCGGGAAUCGGCUCUGUGUCUUUAAGGGGGCAGCGGCGCCUCCGUCGGGACAAAAUGUCUGCGAGGAGCCGGGAGGCGAGGGGCGAGCGGCCCGGCGUCCGACACUGCAGAAGGAAUGGGGAGUGAAGAGCCCUUGGAGACCAUGGAAGACACCUGGAGGCCAGAAGACACUGCAGGGCAGGGUGGCCCCUGUCCCGCGCUGGCGCCCGCCGCUCCCGGCCACGUGGGGGCGCCCUACUCCGAGGCCUGGGGAUACUUCCAUCUGGCCCCAGCUCGGCCCGGACACCCGUCGACCGGCACCUGGGCCACCUGCCGGCUGUGCGGGGAGCAAGUGGGCGGCCACUCCGGCUUCCAGGCGUGGACGGGGGCGCUGUGGCGGCACCUGAGCGGUGCGCACCUGCGGGAGCUGGAGAAGAGCGCCGCCCGGAGCUCGCCGCCCUCUGUGCCCUGCCCGCCGCCCGGACCCACCACGGCUGCCGAGGGUGACUGGGCUCGCCUGCUGGAGCAAAUGGGCGCGCUGGCCGCACGGGGCAGCCGGCGCGAGCUAGAGCUGGAGCGGCGCGAGGCCGUCCUAAGGCAGGCCGAGCGCGCCCUGGAGCGCAGGCGCCGGGCUCUGCGGCAGGAGGAGCGCGCCAUGGCGCAGGCGCGCCGCCAGCUUCAGGCCGAGCGCCAAGCACUGCAUACGUGGAUGCGGGAGCAGAGCCUCGAUGCAGGGGUUCUAGAACCCCCUUCUCCUAGGCCUCCACUCCUCAAGGAGGACCCCGACGGGGAUGUCCAUGACAACGAGAUCACCAAAGUCCUGCUGUAGCGACGCAACUCCAUGUGUAAACCUAAUCAUAGUCUGCUGAGAGCCAGGAGCGACCCCAAGGACUUCUUCCGGUAGCCUGGUUUGGGUGCAUGAAGAUGCACCUUUCAGUAAGAGGAAUCCGUUCCAGCAACCUCCAUUUAAUGCCUUAAGACUGAAGGCUUUUUAAAACCAGAAGGUUCUCUAAACACCAAAGACUCAGAACACCCCAAGCCUUGCAGGGAGAGGGGUAUGGAAAUGAAGAUAAGAUUCUUUAUUCAGAAAUGGUCUGUUCCUUUCCUAAUGAAUGAUCGUGUCCCAGCACCAAGUUCCAAAUGACCUUGAGUUCGAUUGACUCUCUAGCUCCUUUCCUUCAGCAUCUAUGGACCCCUCCCCCAAUUGGGCCAGUCCCAGAGAAACUCCUGUUUUGCUCUCCCAAGGCCAUGGGCAUCUUUUUAUUAGAAUCCUCUUUCCCUGGAGGACCCAUUGACAGUACUGUUGUAUAAUCAGGCGGUAGGGGCACGGUGGUUGGCUUGCUACAAGGUGUACAUAGCCACUGAGGAAUCACAGGCCAACAGAGCUGGUAAUAAAGGAGGCUCAUUGUGGGAAAGGGGGAGGGAGUCUGGGGAAGGAGUAGAGUGAGUGAGCCAUGAGAGAGGGCAGGGAGGGAGAGAGAGUGGGGACAAGACAGAGAGCAAGGGGACAGGGAGAACAUCAAGAGAGCAGGAUAGCAGGUGGGCCCUUUUAUCUGGCACACACCUGGCAGCAGCAGGUGAUGACAUAAGGUGUUGCUAUGUCCCUGGGGCAGGCUAGUGGAAUCACCGCUACACUAAUACUCCUCCCUUUUUGUUUAAAAAACUAAGGGUAGGAAUAAGGACAUCUGGGUUCUUUUGACUGCUUCCUGCAGCGGCUUCUCUGGGGGCCCUAAAGAAAUUGGGAUGCUAAGUCCUGAGAGAGCUGGCUGUUUCACUGCUGUCCGGGAUCUGUGGGACCUCUGUGUCUAGAAAAGUGCAGGCCUGGUUAAGCAGUCUUCGAGGCUGGACAGGAGCACCUGUGGAGAGCUGCUUCCGAGCUGUCCUGGAUACUGGAGGAAACACCUGGACUUGGCAGGAUACUGGAACAAACAUGGGCAGAAGACAAAGCAGGUUAGGGAGAGAAUCUUUUUCUCAGGUGUACAUUUGAAACGUUUAGCAAUGGUCUUGAUGGUUGGAGGAGGGUGUCCCACCCUCUGAACUAGGAAAAAGGUGGGAAACAUAGGCUGUUGUUUGACAGUACUUACAUGGCGUCCGUUUGAUCUGAGAGGUGGACUGAGGUGGAAUUCCUGUAGCCUACAAGAAUCUUUUCAAGUUUACAAAGAAGUUUUACAAGUUAGCACCACAAUUAUUUGCAAUCGGCAAUGAAAUACUCAUUGUAGAAAAAGGCGGUAGGCACACAUCUCUAUGUCAUAGCAUAGCAGAGACUUGGGAAACAAUUUUGGAUUAAAAGCAUGAACGCUUUAAGGUGAGCUCAGGGAAAGCAGAAACCGAACCAUCCUGUGAUGCCUGUCCACAACACAGGUGUCCUAAGGCAAGCUCUGGGAGGAAAAGACCUCCUGUAGAGCUCAUUUAAUCUUGCUUUUCAGUAUGAUGGCACAUCAUGAAAGAGGGAUGACUUCCCUCUGCCCAGAAGACAGGAUUCAUGCAAAUUAAGCACAGUGAGAAACACUUUUAAGUUUAUACUUAAAAGACAAACCAAAGAAAGUUUUAAAUCUCAAACUUCGGGUUUAGGAGCUAUAAUUGUCUGAUCUGUAGCUGAUAAGCUACCAUCGUUAGCUUAGCUGUCAAUGUGAUCAGAGACCUGAGAAGGAUGAAUUAUAAUCUGUUCUUUAAAACAAGGAAAAUCCCAACAGUUCUAUUUUACCAAUAAAGACUCGGGAGCCAGAUGCUGUGCUAGCUCAGAGAGGCAGAGAAAGCACCCAGCUGACCUUCCUUCUCAGCUCAGGUCUGGAUGGAAAUCCUGUGUACUGAAAGCUCUUAGACUAAAGGUGUGUACUAGGACUAAACUAUACCAUUAUCACCGGUUUAAAAUAAAGUUCUUGGAUUAAAGGGGUGUGACAGGCUCAACCAUACCAAAGAAACAGGGUUUUCAGUUCACAAUUUUGUGAUUCACAAUGGGAUCAAAUAUCCUACAACAUCCCCCCCCCCCUUUUAAGUAAAAGACUUUUUUUUUCUGACAUCAAUAAACUAUAUACUAUCAGGUAAAAAUUACAUUCACAAUGUCUAGUCGAUAUGUAACUGGUAACCUUGAGGAAGUAUUCUAUCUUGGUCAGUCCAGAGUUCUGUACCUAAAAUCACUUUGUAUCAAAACUUGCAAUACCAAUCAAAAAUCAUCUUUUUAGACCUAAAAUAUCUUAAAUCCUAAAGAACUUUGUUAUAACUGUAAGAUUAUAACUAUUUAGUCUUCAGCCCUAUCAAAGACUUGAGAAGGAUGAAUAUUAUCUGAAUAAGCAGGAAGAACAGAGCAAGCAGCUUCCAAAACUAUAGAAAUGCUGGCUGCCUGGUCAGUUGGAGCAUCAUCUUCAGCUUUCUGGCUCAAUAUCCAACAGACUUUUCUGUGAAGCAGCUAAAAUGAAGGACUUGCCUACCUUGUCCUUGCAAAGCUUGGCAGUCAACUUUCCUGCAUCCAGUUUGUCCAGCAUUCUGUCUGCAGUAGAAGCAAGGGCAUCCCUUGCCCAAAGGCUGUCUUGCCACAAAUGAAGCCAUCUCCUCAAGAAUUUUUUUUUGAUGCUCAUCCUCUUCUUUGAAGUCGAAAAGGGGUGCUUCCAGGAGCUGAUAUUUCUCUUUGUGAAAAAAUUAUCAAUCUUUAAAUGCCAUAAUCUAUAGAUCCUGACGUUUUUGAAGACAAUCUAUCUCUAUAUCUUGGUUACUUGUUGCAAGCUAUAUACUGACUUAGCAAACAUCUGUGUUUAGCUAAAAUAGUACCCAACAAAACCACAAAUUAGAUUCACUAUUAGUGUGCAUUUCUAAUUAUCUUAAACAGUUUCUAAGAGUAGCUUUCAAAAGGACUAGAACUUCACAUUGCAUUAUUAAGAAUUACAUAGGUACAAUACCUUAAAGAGUUGCUACAUAAUAUGCCGUAACCAAACUAUAAUUUUGUAUCAGUAUGCAAAUGGUCUGUACCAAUGUAACCAAUUAUAACCUUAAUUUUGUAUCAAUACACAAAGAGCUUUAAGAGUAGAUCCAAUAAUCUAUCCCUUUUUCCUAUUGUUCCUAUAUUAUUUCUAUAUCCCCCUUUUGUCUUAAUAAAAAGAAAUGAUACAGUAAAACUAUUUACAAAUAUUAAGCAAUUUUUGCUAAGCUUUCCACAAUGUCCAGCUUGGUUGUAUUUGGCAAUCUUAAAGAUCAACUAUUUUUAAGUUCAAAAUUCUGUAAAAUGUCAUAUGAACUCAGCAUUUUGAAUGUCCUAAGUAGUCUGUAGUCCAAAACUGAUCUUUAGCUGGUGAUUGUCAGCUUAGUGGCAAUCCCAAUAAGGCAGAAUGUAACAGUCAACUCAAAGGUAUCCAUUGUCUUGUGCAGAACUAGGCAGCAGAGGAAACGUGGAGCAGUUUUUCUCCAGUGAUGGUUGUUACACAAUCCAGGUGGUGGAUUCGUCUUUGGUGGCCCCUUCAUCUUCUUGUUAACCUAAAAGAUUACUGUUAGGAGUGGUAGAAAACCUAAACUUUUUAAAUACCAUGUUCAGCAGCUCUCAGAAAGGAUUGAGGACCAUGAUCUACUGAGUACAUAUGAGGUAUACAAACUGUUUAUAGUUACUUGCUUCAGACUCAAACCUGGAAACAUGUAUAUGAAGCUAGAUGAAGCUUACUUCUAAAAGGAGUUAAUAACUACUAAUACCAUGACAGAAAGUUUAUAGAUACAUAAUAAUCAUAGGUUUUGAGAUAAUAUUCCUUAAAAAAUUAGAGAGUCAAAUGAAAACCAAAAAAUUAUGAGAUCAGUGGCAGUAGAACAAUCCCUUAUUUUUUGUUUUGCUGUGUCAUACCAGGUAGCUUUUCUGAUAUGAGGCAGAUUUUGAAUUUUCCUUAAACAAGCAUGCAUGGGUUUAGAGAAGAGAGGAGAGCCACACUGCAACCCCAAAGCCAGCUUUAAUUUUCAAUUGAAUUACAUAAAGACCAUUUGCUGCUUAUGUCUGUAGAGGGCAGAAGAGACAAGAUCGAGAUGGGUGAUAGCACUUAGCCAAUUACUCUUUUACUUGUCACAUUUUCUCUUGAUAAUCCAUCCUUUUUAUGAAGAUGUUUCAUUUGUCCAGUGGUCUCCAAAUUCCUUAGAUGUUUUUAUUCUCCUGGAAAGAUAAAAAAAAAAAAAAAAGACAACUCUGCCCCAACCCUACUCUGGAGGGUUUCUUUCUUUCUUUCUUUUUUUUUGGGGGGGGUUAUAUCUUUUCUAGGGCAAAAUGCUUUUCGGUAAUAGAAAAAGUAUUAUCACUCAAUUAAAAUUUUAAAAGUUCUUUUGAAAAUUUGAAAUUAAAUAUACCUUUAUAUAUAUCUAUGUAAGCAGCUUUUUAAAUUAAAACAUUGUAAUUCCUUUGUGCCUGCUGCUGUCUCCCAAGAUCAAAGGCAUAUGCCUCCAAGUCCUGGGAUUAAAGGUGUGAACCACCACACCUGGAUCUAACUUUUUCUUUGCUUGGAACUGGGUCUGUAUCAGGCUGCCCUUAAACUCGGAGAUCUACAUGCUUCUGUCUUCUGAGUAUUAGGACUAAAGAUGUAUGCCUCCAAGUGCUGGGAUUAAAGGUGUGACCCCCCCCCCCCGUUUGUUGGAACCCUAGAAUUCAGAAAGCAAUUAAGUGGUAGGGAUCUGCCUGUCUCUGCUAGAUUACAGACAUGGGCUUCUACUGCCCUGCUCAAAUUUUUUAUCUUAGCUCCAAAUUGCUACUCAAAGUUUGGCCAUCUGAAUAGUAAAUGGUGAUUCUUUAUAUUGUUAUUGGUGAUAUAAGGUCUUUCUAUGCAGCCCUGGCUGUCCUGGAACUCACUGUGCAGACCAGGCUGGCCUUAAACCCAGAGAUCCAACUGCCUUAGCUAUGAUAGCUGAGACUAAAGGUGUGAACCAUGAUCCCAAACUGUUUAUACUGAGACAACUUUUGUCCUCUUUUUUUUUUUUUUAAUUUGAACAAUCUAGGAACAUUUGAAGGGCUAAUAAAAUUAAUAUCCAUACAUACGGAUGUGUGUGGUGUGUGUGACAGUUUUGAAGCAGCCAGUUGUAUUUUGAUUUGUCUGUUUUUUACGGGCCAUCUUCUACAUUCUGCUCCUGAUUCAUUUUCUUAUAAAAUUUCAGUAACUUCUGCCAGCAACUCACUGACACCUAUUCAUCCUGGGUCUGGACUCCGUGCCCAGUUACCAGGCCCAUGGUUCCUCUCACAACUUGCACAUCCUGACACUUGAUAACUAGUAUUGAAAGGGUUAGACUAACCUAUAUGUAACCUGUAUGUCUUCUAAAGUCUAUAGUUUUGAGUUUUAGGUCCAGGUUAAGCUAAAGCCUCUUAGUACCUUUCCAGAGAAUGGAGGAAUGUGACCCUAUCUGUGAGGACAGAUAUAAAAAAGUGAGCAAGCAAUGACCUUCACUCAGCAAAAAGAAUGACUAGACCCUUGUCUUCGAGAUAGUGUUUCUUAGCAACCAACCCAGAUGGCCUCAAUCUUCUGAGUAGACCCUGACCUCCAGCCAAAAGCCCACUGCCCCAAUCUUCAAGGAUGAGCUAACCACCCCCACCUUUAAUUGCAGCUGCAUCCACACUUGGCAGGAUUGGCCAAAGUUGAGCACCUAAGACUAACCAAUUAUCUUACUUUAUAGCUUCCUCAUCCAAUCCUGAAUUGCCAAGACUGCAACCUCAAAAUUCCCACGCUUUAUCCUUUAAAAACCCAAGGUCUUUGUCUCCCCCAGUGCCACUCCUUGCUGAUCAGCAGGGGUGACCCCAUUGUGCAAUGAUCAAAAUAAACCUCUUGCGAUUUUGCACUGAGACCCAUCUCCUGAGUUCUCUUCAUCCCUUCUCGAAAUUAAGCUCAUGAUGGGCCUAACAGUAUUUUCUGGGCACUUGCAGCAUUAUCAAACACACAGCAGCUCCAAGGAGAGGUAUUGAUACUGUGCCUGGCUUGUAAACAAGAAAGAUGACAGCAAGAUAUAAAGCUGCUUGCUGCCAAGCAUGGAGACCUGAGUUCAGUCACGAUCUGAUCCAUACAGUGGAAGGAGAAAAGUGAUUCCCACAAGUUCUUGAAGAGUUUAAGUUAGACUGAAUAUAAUUUCAUUUUGAAAUAAAGAUCUUGACUGGGAACUGAAUUCAGGUACCAGGAAAUAUCACAGAAUGUACACCUGGCAGAAAACAAAGUUAACUUUCCUAGCAACAGCUUCCAGGAAAUAUCACAGAAUAAAUGCUUCAUAGAAAAUAGAGACAAUCUUCAUAGAAAAUAGAGACAAUCAAUGGGAAUCAGUUGGAAAUCGGGUGGGAAAAUUCUCCUCAAUGUUUCAGAUAUGGUUUAGAAAAAUAGCCAUUGUGAUUAUAUGCCUUAACCAUUGUGAUUGUGUGCCUCAGAAUAGGUCACCCUGCCCUGCUAAACUUCACCCAAUCCUUUAAUGCCAAGGCUUGUGCACCCCUGCUUGCUGCCAUGGAAACCCCCUGCUCACGGACUUUCCCUUUAAAAAUCCUGUUUACUCAAGAGCUUGGGGUCCCAUUUCUCUAUGCUGCGUCAGAGAGACUUGGGUCCCAAGUUCGAUCACUCUCAUAAUAAAGCUCUCUUGCUAUUGCAUCGA